AUGAACGCCUCGGUCUGUGCUAGUAGUAAGUCGUCCUCGACUUCUGCUGAAUAUCGCAAAUCUAAUGAGUAUUCAAUAGUUCAUGAUAUAUUGUGUACCGUAUCGUAUUUUAUAAAUAUAUUCAUGUUCUUUACUUAUGCAUUCGUGGUGACUAAGUUCUGCAAGGAUUCAUUAAAAUAUUUUAAUGAUAAGGGCUAUCUCGACGUUCCAGAUAUAUCAAAUAGGUAUCUAUCUCUGGCAAUUUCUAUACUAGUCUCAUAUACAUGGUCAAGGUUUUAUUCUUCCUCGUUUGAUGGAGAUGCUUUUAGCCAUGUUCUCUACUACAGAUACAGGAUAAUUAACAUUCGUAAGUCCCACCCGUUAAGUACUCAUGUAAUAGGUGAACUGAUCUGUCGUGUCGCUGGAACAAUGGCUGCAGGCGCUCUUUUCGGGUAUCUGUACUAUAUUGUGCUAGAAAUAGGUUGCUCAAAUAUGGAUAAAUCGUACGAAAUACUAAAGAAAAUGGCGAACGAGUCAAGCGGUAUAAAAACUUUGAUGGAUGUAUUUGUAUUUCCAGCCCUAAAAAAUAACACCAAAGAUACCAUAGUAAAAGAUUAUCUCUCUAGGUUCCUACAAAUAUCGGCCCUGAAAUACGAAAAAAACUACUUUAUCUUGCUGGAAAAAUAUGUAGGACUUCUGGUUGAUCAUUUUCUUGUAGAAUUUAUAUUUUGUUUUUCUGCUUACAUUUUCCUUUCCCUAUUUUUAAGUGCUGCAAAAUCACCCUCCGGAUACCGCAUUCUAUGUGUAUUGGACAGAAGAUGCUACAUUUUCUUGAGUACACUACUACUAGAGCAUGUCAACGGUGAAUCUGCACUUGACGGGGCGAAAUCCAUGUUCCUUUACUUUGAAGAUUUUGAUAGAUUAAAACUUAUUGCAAGGUUGCUUGGAAAUAUACUAGCAGCACUGUUGGUCCCUUACAUAUUCCCUCUUCCCAAAAUUAUGAGCUUGUACGAAUACAGAGACAUCUAUGUUAACACAACAAACUCCUCAAGUACCAACAUUGGCACUGCAGAAUACCCCUACCUUAAGGUAAUUAAAUCGCAGAGCAUUGUUACAAACCAAAUACGUUACGGAAAAUGGCCUAACACGAAGCUUGGUGGGCUCAUGUCAAGAAUAGAGACAUUCCUCAGUCAUAAGAAGAGGCAUUGA
Theileria equi strain WA is the source of this 1188-nucleotide messenger RNA. RefSeq lists its product as hypothetical. Lineage: Eukaryota; Apicomplexa; Aconoidasida; Piroplasmida; Theileriidae. The record is from RefSeq and is a predicted model, not a curated record. The coding region runs from base 1 to 1188 and encodes 395 amino acids. The transcript is spliced from 2 exons.